This is a messenger RNA of Cladophialophora psammophila CBS 110553, 795 nucleotides long. RefSeq lists its product as uncharacterized. The transcript is spliced from 3 exons. Gene Ontology annotation, cellular component: cytoplasm. NCBI's taxonomy places the organism in Eukaryota, Fungi, Ascomycota, Eurotiomycetes, Chaetothyriales, Herpotrichiellaceae. The record is from RefSeq and is a predicted model, not a curated record. Gene Ontology annotation, molecular function: aldehyde-lyase activity. Bases 1 to 795 code for a protein of 264 amino acids.
AUGGCGACAAUCUUCCCAAAUAAUCUCUAUCGCCUUCGCCAGGCGGGUUCGUUGUGCAAGGCCUUUGGGAUCAAACUCACACCGUCGGCGUCGGUCGUGCAGAUAGCCGCCUCGGCGGGCUUUGACGCGCUAUUCAUCGACCUCGAGCACUCGACCCUGUCGACCAACGACGCAAGCCAACUCUGCACGACGGGCCUAUUGGCGGGGAUCACGCCGUUCGUGAGGGUGCCGUAUCAGUGCGGCGACGGGUUCGUCCAGAGAGUUCUGGACGGAGGAGCCAUGGGGGUCGUUUUCCCGCAUGUGAGCACGAGAGAGGAGGCCGAAUCCGCCGUCUCCAUCUCAAAGUACCCGCCGGCCGGUAAGCGCUCGAUGACGGGCCAACUCCCUCAGUUCUCGUACGCGGCCCAGCCGCACGCCGUCGUGAUCCCUGAAUCCAACAACGCCGGCUCGACCGUCUUCGUCAUGAUCGAAACACAGGAGGCGCUCCAGAAUCUCGACGCCAUCGCCUCCGUCCCCGGCGUCGACGUCCUCCUCGUCGGGUCGAACGACUUGUCCAUCGAACUCGGGAUCCCCGCGCAGUUUGACAGUCCGGUGUACAAGGAGGCGCUGGAGAAGGUAAGCCAGGCGUGUAAGAAGCAUGGAAAGAUCAUGGGCUUGGCAGGCGUGUAUGAUAAUCCCACGAUUCAGGGGUGGGCAGUGCACGAGCUGGCCGUAAGGUUUAUCCUUGGUGGACAGGAUGCGAGUUUUAUUGCGAAGGGGGCGAAGGGUUGUGUUGACACGUUGGGUAGACUCUAG